AUGCGACUCAACCCCGCGAAGUGUGCCUUCAGCGUCACCUCAGGAAAGUUCCUCGGGUUUAUCAUACACGAAAGAGGAAUUGACGCCAACCCGGAGAAGGUCCAGGCAGUCAUCAAUAUGCAGUCACCUCGGACGAUCAAAGACCUGCAGCGCCUUAACGGGAGGCUCGCCGCCAUGUCUCGUUUUCUUGCCCGAUCGGGUGAUCGUUGCCUCCCCUUCUUCCGGGCACUAAAGAACCUGAAGAACUUUCAAUGGAUGGAAGAAUGUGAGGAAGCCUUCAAACAAGUAAAGCAAUGCUUGGCCGGCCUCCCCCGACUUGCCUCAGUGUCUCUCGGGGAGAAGCUCGGCCUCUACCUAGUUGCCUCCCGGCAUGUAGUCAGUUCCGUUCUGAUCAAAGAAAACUCCGGCGAACAGCUACUGGUCUACUACAUCAGCCACGUCCUGAAUGGGCCUGAGGAACGGUACCCACUGAUUGAGAAGCUGGCACUGGCGCUUGUGUUGUCGGCCCGAAAGCUACGCCCCUACUUCCAGGCUCACCCGGUGGAGGUCAUCACUGACCAACCACUCCGGCAGAUCUUGUCUAAGUUUAAUCUUGCAGGCCGUCUUCUCAAAUGGGCAGUGGAGCUCGGCGAGUAUGACGUACGAUACGUGCCAAGAACUAUCAUCAAAGCCCAGUCCGUGGCCGACUUCAUCGCGGAAUUAACUCAGAUCGAGGAUGUGGAUCUCGAGCAACCUUCUGAAGGAUGGGUCCUGCACAUGGACGGAUCGGCCAACUCAAAGGGCGCCGGCGCGGGGCUGGUGCUACUAGCUCCCGACGGGCGAUCAUUCGAGCGUUCCCUCCGCUUCGGGUUCCAAGUCACUAACAACGAGGCGGAAUACGAGGCGCUCCUAGUAGGACUCAGGUUGGCCCUCAAAAUGCAAGUGGAUGCCAUACACGUCCUCACUGACUCGCAGUUGGUAGCCGAGCAACUCAGCGGCGGAUACGAGGCUCGGGACCUAGUCAUGGCGAAGUACUUGGCACAGGUAAAGAACCUGAUCGCCAAGUUCCCUCAUUUUACAUUAUCUAAUGUCCCAAGGGGAGAGAACGAGCGAGCCGACGCACUAGCUAAGUUGGCAUCGAAAUCAGCCCCCAAAGCCCGGCCCGAGGUCGAGGAGCUCCCUUUCCGUGCCAUCGAAAUCGCUGCUGCGGCCUCGGGCGGCGCGCCGACCACGUGGGCUCAAGAGAUGCUACGCUUCAAGCAGGACGAGACCCUUCCCCCCGACGAGGCUAUGGCUCGGCGCCUGCGCCGUACACAUGCGUGGUACUCCAAGAUGGGCGGACGACUCUAUAAGCGGUCCUUCACAUACCCUCUCCUACGGUACUUGGAGCCCGACGAAGCUCGGAUGGUUCUGGCCGAGGUCCACGAAGGAGUCUGCGGGGAGCACAUUGGCGGGCGAACCCAGGCGCACAAAAUACUUCGCCAAGGAUUCUACUGGCUGACCAUGUGCCGAGACGCGAAGGUCUACGUGCAACGGUGCGGUUCGUGCCAAGAGCACGCCCGCGCACCCCGGCAGCCCGCGGUCCCGCUCACCCCCAUCGAUUGCGCAUGGCCGUUCGCACAGUGGGGUCUGGACCUGCUCGGACCUUUCCCGCCAGCCUCGGGACAGCGGAAAUACAUCAUCGUGAGAGUGGAUUACUUCACCAAGUGGGUUGAGGCCGAGCCACUAGCGACGAUCACGGAGCGGCAAAUAGAAAAGUUCGUGUGGAGGAACCUAGUGACUCGGUUUGGCCUGCCCAAAACCAUCAUUACAGACAAUGGGCCUCAGUUCGCCAGCGAAAAGUUCCGAGAGUUCUACGCAAGCCACGGGAUCCAACUGAGGUUCAGCUCAGUGGCUUACCCUCAGACGAACGGGCUAGCGGAAGUAACCAGCCGAUCCAUUCUAGACGGGCUCAAAAGAAGAGUGUCCGCAGCAUGA
Messenger RNA from Musa acuminata AAA Group (dessert banana), 1956 nucleotides. RefSeq lists its product as uncharacterized. Gene Ontology annotation, molecular function: nucleic acid binding; RNA-DNA hybrid ribonuclease activity. The transcript has a single exon. The record is from RefSeq and is a predicted model, not a curated record. Lineage: Eukaryota; Viridiplantae; Streptophyta; Magnoliopsida; Zingiberales; Musaceae. The coding region runs from base 1 to 1956 and encodes 651 amino acids. Gene Ontology annotation, biological process: DNA integration.